Molecule: messenger RNA, 3212 nt
Organism: Saccostrea echinata
Lineage: Eukaryota; Metazoa; Mollusca; Bivalvia; Ostreida; Ostreidae
Product: antiviral innate immune response receptor RIG-I-like
Exons: 17
Coding region: 30-3146 (1038 amino acids)
Biological process (GO): regulation of apoptotic process
Cellular component (GO): cytoplasm
Molecular function (GO): protein binding; DNA binding; ATP binding
Source: RefSeq, a predicted model, not a curated record
GCCUGAAUUCUAAAGAAGAUGAUGCUCGGAUGAAAUUUUAUCGAAAUGGGGCCUUGAUGGUUAUGUUUGCCAAUCUGUUGGACGAUCUAGCAGAACUUUUUCCAGAAUACAAACUCAAAAGGCUUAAAUUUUUACUUCGUGAAUUGAUGGGAAAAGACACAGAGACCAUGAUGGAAGCAGAAUCCAUGAGAGAAAUUUUACAAGUUUUGAGACAGAAAAAUAUAUUCUCUCCAAAAGACGUCUUAACAAUGCAAUACUUACUAAGAAAAACAGAAUGUGCUGAACUGUGCAACAAAUGCACCGAUUAUGCAAAGAAAUGCAAAGCUCUGUGUUUCUUUGAAAAUCAACCAGAAAAUGGAUAUAAACAGGCCAGGUUUCAUGUAAAUGGAAAUGUCGAAGAUUAUUCAAAAGAAGAUCUUCUUCGUAUACGAGAUACGAUCGCUGCUAUGUUAGACUGUUCCACAGAUUCUGUAUCUAUUGAAGGACUUCGACCAUCUGAAAGCUUUGUAGUCGUUGUAGCUAUAAAACAGGAAUACAUAAAUAGACUUUUAGAGCGCGCUCAAAACAUUUUAGUUCAUCUGUGUGAUUUAAACGUCGAUUACUUUGAAUGUGAUGGAGUCAAAAUCUAUAGGCAAGAGUGGGAAGAAGCAAAGAACACGGGAGAAAGCACUGAAAAUAGUCAACAUCAUCCGUCUGGCAUUCAAGAACAGAAAGAGAGAUACACUAUACCAGUUCAGUGCGUCUCUGACAUAGACGAAUAUAAUCUAGCAUCACCACUUGAGUUUAGCUCGUUGUUGCCUCCUGGACCUUCAAUAGCAAUUGAAGAAAUACCUUUCGAUGAUGAAAAACAUGUACAAGAAAAACAAGAUAUGGAAGAAACAAAGGAAAAAUUAUUUGAAAGUUGUAAAAUAACGACUGACAAUGAUGAGAAUGAGACAGCUUUAAAAAUUGUUUGCCAAAAUAAAACAGAAAUAGACAGCACGAUAGAGUCUGCUUCCUUAGAGGAUAAAGAAGUUACUCUGGAGACCUAUGAAGAUCGGAUGUAUCAGAAUGAAUUAGCAGAACCUGCACAGAGAGGAAAAAACUGCAUUAUCAUAGCCCCAACCGGGAGUGGGAAAACUAUUGUUGCAAUUAAAAUUAUUGAGCAUCAUCUUAAAGCUAACCUGGGACAUAAAGUCAAGAAGAUUGCCUUUGUUGUGGACAAAAACAACUUGGCAAAGCAGCAGGCAGAUGCAAUUAAACGCUAUAUCGCGUGCAAACUAAAGGUUAUAUCAGGGGAUACAAUGCGUGAAGAAGAAUUUACACAACUGUCUUCCCUUCUUCCACGGUAUGAUAUCUUUGUGAUAACAGCUCAGAUGCUCGUCAAUGCAAUGGAUAAAAAAGAUCUGAACGUUGAAUCAUUUACCCUUCUGAUUUUUGACGAAUGUCACCAUUGCCAUGGUGGACACUCUUUCUACAAAGCCAUGGUUCCUUACCAUGAUGAAAUGCAAAAUGGCUUGGGUGACUUUCAUCAACAGAAAAUUCUCCCACAGAUCGUUGGCUUAACGGCUUCCAUUGGAGUUGGUAAUGCUAAAACCACCGAACAAACUGUAAACCAUGUUAAAACUAUGAUGGCUAAUCUUGACGCUGAUGUCCUCGUAUCUGUCCAAAUAAAUAAAGAAGAAUUGGCCGAAAAAAUAAAUAGACCAUAUCAAUCGAUUGUAAACAUUCCUUCUCGAAAGAGAGACGAAUUUGGAGCAAGUAUCCAGUCCUUGAUGAUUAAAACAGAAGAUUACUUUAUAAAAGAACUAGAGAAUAUUGUGGGCGAAAACGUAGUGAUUCCACCAGCUAAGAAGGGCAAUGAACAAUACACCCAAUGGCUGCAAGAUGAUGUUAAAAACUUAAUAGCAAACACUAAAGAUAAAACCUUAAGUCGUAUGCUGCAUACAGCCUGGAGAUACUUACAGAUUUAUAAUGAAGGUUUGAUUAUGCACUCGUAUCUCAGAGCACGUGAUUCCCUUGACGCUAUCAUUCAAAAAACUGAAGAACUACCAAAAUCAUCCAGUGAAUUAGAGCAACACAUAAAAUUCCUAUUUGAAAAUGAGAAAAGUAAUCUACAGGUGUCUGCAACAGACAACACAACGACAAAAGAAAAUCCUCUUCUACUCAAGUUGAAAGACAUAAUAAUAGACACGUAUCAGACCGAACCAAACAUGAGGGGAAUAAUAUUCGUUCGCACACGUGAGCUUGCAGAUAUUCUUGUACAGUGGAUGAGCAGUAUUGAAGAACUGAAACACAUAAAGGCCAAAACAUGCACAGGAGCAAACGCGAAAAGGUCUGAGGGAGGAAUGACGAAAAAUAAGCAGAAAGAAACCAUCGACUUAUUCAGGAAAGGAGAUUUCAAAUUGAUUGUGGCCACAACAAUUGUUGAAGAGGGAUUGGACAUCAAAGAAUGUAAUCUUGUUGUAAAAUAUGAUUAUGCUGGAAAUGCAAUCGCACAGAUUCAAGCCAAAGGACGAGGACGUGCUGAUAAAAGCAGAUUCUUUAUUCUGGCAUCUGAGGACAAAUGCGUUGCAGAGAGGGAGUGGAUUAACUCUGAGAAAGAACCAAUGAUGGAUGAGGCAAUGACAAUUGUUCAAAUGGAAAUCCUGACAAAUAACGAAAAAUUUCAAAAAGAAAAACGAGAGCUACAACAAUCGGCAAAGAUACAAAGAGAAGCUGCAGCUUCCAACAAAGAAAGAAAAGAGACUCCCAGCGGACAGUAUGAACUCAGAUGCUUGAAAUGCAAAACGAUUCUGUGCCUGUCCAGUGAAAUGAGGAAACUUAAAGCUCAUUAUGCAUGCGUAAACGGUGACUUUAAAAAUCUUGUUUUCUUCGAAAGAAGUGAAAAAGUUGGAUAUGCAGGAGACGAUAUUCAGGUUGGUCUUGGAAAACUGAAAUGCAAGGAGUGUCAGGAGAAACUUGGAGUCGUUGCUCUUUACAAAGAGGUGCACUUCCCCAUUUUGCAAAUUAAGUCGUUAAAAAUUGAGAAUAACCAGAAAAAAAUGUUUAUACCGGUAGUUAAGAAAUGGAAAACAGUAGAAGAGAAGUAUUUUACAGUGCCUUCUAUAUCUUUGGAUGAUUUGCAAAAGAUUUCAAAAACCGGAAAAUUACUCAAUUUGGAUUGAGUUUUUAGGGAAGGUCAUGACAUUUCAUAAUUAUUAAAACAUUCAGUUUCAAAAUUCAAAACAGUU